GCUCGCGUGUCAGCGACCGAGCCGCAGGUGGCGGCGGGCGCGGGGCUCGGCCCGAGCUCGGGAGAUGGGGAAACUGAGGCACGGAGCUGGACAGUGACUCAGAUACCAGGAGCUGCCCAGCGUGGGGCUGAGUGCUCAGGUUGGGACUCAGCUGGCACGAGUGCAAAUCCACUGUCAUUUCCUGGCUGUGUGACCUUGACCACAGGCACCAGACGGGAGCCUUCGAGGGUCUCCAUAGAGGCCAUCAGAAUGUCGUAUUUUGGGGAGUAUUUUUGGGGAGAGAAGAACCAUGGCUUUGAGGUCCUGUACCACAGCGUGAAGCAGGGGCCCAUCUCCACCAAGGAGCUGGCUGACUUCAUCCGGGAGAGGGCCACCAUCGAAGAGACCUACUCGAAGGCAAUGGCAAAACUUUCCAAGCUGGCCAGCAACGGGACCUCGGUGGGGACCUUCGCCCCACUCUGGGAGGUCUUCCGAGUCUCCUCAGACAAGCUGGCGCUCUGCCACCUGGAGCUGACACGGAAGCUGCAGGACCUCAUCAAGGACGUGCUCCGCUACGGCGAGGAACAGCUUAAGGCACACAAGAAGUGCAAAGAGGAAGCAGUGGGCACCCUGGACGCUGUGCAGGUCCUUGCAGGCGUCAGCCAGCUCCUGCCCAAGUCCCGCGAGAACUACCUGAACCGUUGCAUGGACCAGGAGCGGCUGCGGAGGGAGAGCACCAGCCAGAAGGAGAUGGACAAGGCAGAGACCAAGACCAAGAAGGCAGCAGAGAGCCUGCGGCGUUCAGUGGAGAAGUACAACUCAGCCCGUGCCGACUUCGAGCAGAAGAUGCUGGACUCAGCUCUGCGCUUCCAAGCCAUGGAGGAGACCCACCUGCGGCAAAUGAAGGCCCUGCUGGGCUCUUAUGCUCACUCAGUGGAGGACACCCAUGUGCAGAUUGGGCAGGUACAUGAGGAGUUUAAGCAGAACAUAGAAAACAUCAGCGUGGAGAUGCUGCUGAGGAAGUUUGCAGAGAGCAAGGGCACAGGCCAGGAGAAGCCUGGGCCUUUGGACUUUGAGGCGUACAGUGCAGCUGCCCUGCAGGAAGCAAUGAAACGUUUGCGGGGAGCCAAGGCCUUUCGUCUCCCAGGACUGAGCCGGCGGGAGCGGGAGCCACCUGCAGCUGUAGAUUCCCUGGAGCCCGAUUCAGGGACAUGUCCAGAGGUGGAUGAAGAAGGUUUCACUGUCCGGCCUGAUGUGACCCAGAACAGCACAGCGGAGCCCUCCCGCUUCUCAUCCAGCGACUCCGAUUUCGAUGAUGACGAGCCCCGCAAAUUCUACGUGCACAUCAAGCCCGCCCCGGCCCGGGCCCCAACCUGCAGCCCCGAGGCAGCCGCAGCACAGCUUAGGGCCACAGCUGGCAGCCUCAUCCUCCCUCCUGGCCCAGGGGGCACCAUGAAACGCCAUUCUUCACGGGACACUGCUGGGAAACUACAGAGGCCUCGAUCUGCCCCAAGGGCUGGCAGCUGUGCAGAGAAGCUGCAAUCGGACGAGCAGGUUUCCAAGAACCUCUUUGGGCCUCCCCUAGAGUCCGCCUUUGACCAUGAAGAUUUUACAGGCUCUAGCAGUCUCGGCUUCACCUCCAGCCCCUCGCCUUUCUCUUCCUCGUCGCCCGAGAACGUGGAGGACUCUGGCCUGGACUCACCGUCCCACGUGGCACCCGGCCCCUCCCCGGAUUCCUGGGUUCCCCGCCCAGGCACCCCACAGAGCCCACCUACCUGUAGGGUGCCGCCCCCAGAGUCGAGGGGGACGCAGCCCCUGCUGCCAUCAGACUCACCACAGCCCCUCGCACCAUCCCCGGGUCCCUGGGGGGUGGAGGCUGUGGCUGGAGGAGACUUGAUGCCUGUACCUGCUGACCUUGCAGCCAGGGAGGGCCUGGCAGCCCCACCCCGGAGACCUCGCUCCAGGAAAGCAUCCUGUCCCCUCAUGCGCAGCAAUGGGGACCUGUCUCGUUCCCUGAGCCCCUCCCCACUGGGCUCUUCAGCCCCCAGCACCAUCCCAGAACGGCCCAGCUUCUCAUCCCAGACAGGACAUGGAGUCUCCCGGGGCCCAAGCCCUGUGGUCCUGGGCUCCCAGGAUGCCCUGCCCGUGGCCACUGCCUUCACUGAGUAUGUCCACGCCUACUUCCGUGGCCACAACCCCAGCUGCCUGGCUCGAGUAACUGGGGAGCUGACCAUGACCUUCCCUGCUGGUAUCGUGCGCGUGUUCAGCGGAACCCCACCCCCACCGGUCCUCAGCUUCCGCCUCGUGCACACGGCCCCCAUUGAGCACUUCCACCCCAAUGCUGACCUGCUCUUCAGUGACCCCUCCCAGAGCGACCCUGAGACCAAAGACUUCUGGCUCAACAUGGCGGCUCUGACUGAGGCCCUGCAGCGUCAGGCAGAACAGAAUCCAGCUGCCUCCUACUACAACGUAGUGCUGCUGCGGUACCAGUUCUCCCGCCCCGGUCCCCAGUCCGUUCCUCUGCAGCUGAGCACCCACUGGCAGUGCGGGGCGACCCUCACUCAGGUCUCGGUGGAGUACUGCUACCGGCCUGGUGUCACAGCCGUGUCCACGCCACUCACCAAUGUCCAGAUCCUGCUGCCCAUAGGGGAGCCUGUGACCAACGUCCGCCUGCAGCCGGCUGCCACCUGGAACCUGGAGGAGAAGAGGCUCCUAUGGAAGCUUCCGGAUGUGUCCGAGACAGGGGGCUCUGGCCGCCUGUCUGCCAGCUGGGAGCCACGCUCGGGGCCCAGCACACCCAGCCCUGUGGCUGCUCAGUUCACCAGCGAGGGGGCCACUCUGUCCGGCGUGGACCUGGAGCUGGUGGGGAGUGGCUACCGCAUGUCACUGGUAAAGAGAAGGUUCGCCACAGGUACGCCCUCGCCCUGCCGCUGCGCAUCUCCGGAGCCAAGACCAGGCCGGGCUCUGAGCCCCACUCCCUGCUUCUGCCAGGGUGCGGGGCUGGGGGAGGCAUUUGGGGUGUUUGGAAAGGAUAGGUGGGUGUUGGGGCCUGGAGACCCAAGAUGGGGGGCACAGGUGGAGAGGGGUGGUCAGGGCCCCAAUGACAGGGAUCAAGAAGUGUCCCCUACAGGACUUCCCUGGCGGUCCAGUGGUUAAGACUCCGAGCUUCCACUGCAGGGGGCACGGGUUCGAUCCCUGGUCGGGGAGCUAAGUUCCCAUAUGCCGCGGGUGCAGCCAAUAAAAGAAGAAGUGUCCCCUGGCCGGCAUCCUUGCAAGAACCCAAGGCAGGGAGCCAGCAGCCCCUCUGGUGCACCCAUCCCCACCCCCAUUCUCCCGUCCCCACAAGGGGCUGCUGGGGUCCAUGGGGCAGUGGGAACAGUGAGUUACAGGGGGGUGUUUUGAAGAGGAUUGGGGGAUCCCAGGGUAGGGGCAAGGGCCCCCCCCGCACCCC
Molecule: messenger RNA, 3430 nt
Organism: Globicephala melas (long-finned pilot whale)
Lineage: Eukaryota; Metazoa; Chordata; Mammalia; Artiodactyla; Delphinidae
Gene: FCHO1
Product: FCH and mu domain containing endocytic adaptor 1
Biological process (GO): clathrin coat assembly; clathrin-dependent endocytosis
Cellular component (GO): plasma membrane; clathrin-coated vesicle; cytoplasm
Source: RefSeq, a predicted model, not a curated record